Molecule: messenger RNA, 213 nt
Organism: Plenodomus lingam JN3
Lineage: Eukaryota; Fungi; Ascomycota; Dothideomycetes; Pleosporales; Leptosphaeriaceae
Source: RefSeq, a predicted model, not a curated record
AUGACUUGGCGGGAUUCCUGGGCCCUCCUGAUAUACCCGGCCCUACUCCCUACUCGCGAUGCCACAUGCUACCGUGAUGGCGCUGGAUCGCGGCGGAACCGCCGCGGCUGGGGUGAGCAGAAAAGGACAAGUGUUUUGCGCCGCCCCCCCCACGCGGAUAUAAGGGAAAAGGGACAAAAGUGCGUGCACCAGAAAUCCGUAUCGCACUGGUAG